UGAGCGCUAGCUGCUUUCCCCCGACCCCUGCCCAGUGCCCCCUCGUCCAGUCGUCCUCCCGGUUCCCCAGCCCCGCGCCCGUCGCCGAGACGCCGAUCGACGGUAGCUUGGCCGCGCCGCCCCAAGGGUUCGCAAGCGAGGAGACCAGGCUAUAAAUGGCAGGAAGACACCGUGUACCCCGGCAAUACCACGAUGACCCUCGAGGAUAUCGUGAUGCUCCACCUCCUCCCCUAUCACGAACAAGGGCUGCCUCUCCACGUCGCUUGGAGGAGGAAUUGUCUACUCGCCGUGCCGAGAUGCGCAGAAUCCAUGAAGACAAUCAGCGUCUGGCAGAUGAAAUUGUUGGUCUUAGGCAAACCAUGCCUCGUUUGAAGGAAGACCUCCAUGCCUCAAGUCAGGCUGUACCUAAGCUCCGGGCAGAGAAAGAACUUGAAUCGAGGGAGCUAACUCAGAGGAAUCUGAAGCUGGAAGCUGAGCUACGUUCCUUAGAACCCCUUAGGCAAGAUGCUUUGCAUCUGCGAUCUGAAGCGGGUAAACUACAGUCUUUGAGGCAAGAGCUGGCUGCAAAGGUUCAGGGUCUAUUAAAAGAGCUUGAGCAUCAGAAAUCUGAAAGCCAGAAAAUACCUGCUAUGAUAGCUGAGCGUGAUGCUCUGCGGCAAGAAUUGAUCCAGGCUAGGGCAGGGCUUGAGUAUGAGAAGAAUGCAAAGCCAGAGCUGACAGCACAGGUGCAAGCAAUGGAGAAGGAUCUUGUAGCUAUGGCUCAGGAGGCUGAGAAGCUGAGGGCUGACAUUGCAAAGAGAAGGGCACCUAGUUUCAGCAGCCAUGGAACUUAUGGUGCACCUUUGUCGACUCCUGGGAUGGGUUUGCAAGGCAUGUAUGAUGGUGGCUAUACUUCAAUGGGGAGUCGCUAUGGCAGUGGGCCUUGGGGAUCGCAUGAAUCCCGUGGUUAUCCACAACCGUAAUUGGGCUUCUGAUUGCAUUCUCCCCUGGACAGUUCCCUUUCUUCAUAGUGCAGUUGGGUUCUGAGUAGAGUACUGUGACUAAGCUUAGGCUUGUGCAAUCUUUGCUGGCCAAUACACAGAACUAUACCAGCUCAGGUUUAUCUUGGUACCUUCCAUUAGUCAGAAAAUACAAUCCAGUCUAUUAAGAAAACACAUGCCCAUUAGCCUUAGUUUACUGCAAUAAAGGGAAAACCAGGUAAUCUGCACCUUAUUUGUUGCAAAUCACAAAAGAAUGUACGGACACAAUGGCAUCUGUCGGGCUAAAUAUUGUCUCAGUACUUGCUUGGUCUGCGUUGCGGAAGUCAAUAGGCCCUCAUUUGCUCACUCGCAAAAUCUGCAAUGAGUGGCCUAAUGAGCUGUUUCCUGGACUCACUAAGGAGGGCAAAUUUAGGUGUUCUGCUUCGAAAAUGUUCAUAAUUAACGUAUUUGAAUAGCUAUUUUGAACUUGUACUUGUUAGCAUUGCUUCUGUGUUGUGGGGUGCUUUUGUGGGUAUAGCUUGGCAACAUGCAAUGGCUUAUUUGAUUGUGGUGUUCUAAAGGCACUUUAUCCACUUGUGGUACGCUUGGUAGUUGGUGCUGUACUGCCGACUGCCGUAGCUUGGUUUCUGUACGCAGUAUGCUAAUUGCUGAGCAAAGGGAAACGGGUGGUUCUAACUGUGGUGUUA
Molecule: messenger RNA, 1666 nt
Organism: Panicum hallii
Lineage: Eukaryota; Viridiplantae; Streptophyta; Magnoliopsida; Poales; Poaceae
Product: protein FLX-like 3
Exons: 4
Coding region: 156-962 (268 amino acids)
Source: RefSeq, a predicted model, not a curated record